Molecule: messenger RNA, 1962 nt
Organism: Microtus oregoni (creeping vole)
Lineage: Eukaryota; Metazoa; Chordata; Mammalia; Rodentia; Cricetidae
Gene: Ppwd1
Product: peptidylprolyl isomerase domain and WD repeat containing 1
Exons: 11
Coding region: 6-1946 (646 amino acids)
Biological process (GO): protein peptidyl-prolyl isomerization
Molecular function (GO): protein binding; peptidyl-prolyl cis-trans isomerase activity
Source: RefSeq, a predicted model, not a curated record
ACAACAUGGCGGCCGAGAGUGGCAGCGAUGCUCACCUGAGAAGAAGGCGGCGCCGGGACCCAGACGAUCGGGAAAAGACGGAACACGGCGACCGAGAACUGGCCAUGGCGGUGGCGGCGAGCGAAGAAAAUGAGGACGAGAGUGAAGAGCGUUGGGUUGGGCCUUUACCGGUGGAGGCGACCCUGGCCAAGAAGAGGAAAGUUCUAGAGUUUGAAAGAGUCUAUCUUGAUAAUCUCCCCAGUGCAUCCAUGUAUGAGCGCAGUUACAUGCACAGAGAUGUUAUCAUGCAUGUGGUAUGCACCAAAACAGAUUUUAUUAUCACUGCCAGUCAUGAUGGACAUGUUAAGUUUUGGAAAAAAAUAGAAGAAGGAAUAGAAUUCGUUAAACAUUUUCGCAGUCAUCUUGGAAUAAUUGAGAGUAUUGCAGUUAGCUCUGAGGGAGCAUUGUUCUGUUCUGUGGGUGAUGAUAAAGCAAUGAAGGUAUUUGAUGUAGUGAAUUUUGACAUGAUCAAUAUGCUGAAGCUUGGCUAUUUUCCUGGACAAUGCGAAUGGAUAUAUUGCCCAGGAGAUGCCAUAUCUUCAGUUGCUGCUUCUGAGAAGAGUACAGGAAAAAUUUUCAUUUAUGAUGGUCGAGGAGAUAAUCAGCCACUUCAUAUUUUUGACAAACUUCAUGUAUCGCCUCUUACUCAAAUAAGACUAAACCCAGUUUAUAAAGCAGUAGUAUCUUCAGACAAAUCUGGAAUGAUCGAGUACUGGACUGGACCUCCUCAUGAAUACAAAUUCCCUAAAAAUGUGAACUGGGAGUAUAAAACUGACACAGAUUUAUAUGAAUUUGCCAAGUGUAAGGCUUAUCCAACCAGCAUAUGCUUUUCACCUGAUGGAAAGAAAAUAGCAACCAUUGGAUCAGAUAGAAAAGUUAGAAUUUUUAGGUUUUUAACCGGAAAACUCAUGAGAGUCUUUGAUGAAUCAUUAAGUAUGUUUACUGAACUGCAGCAGAUGAGGCAACAGCUACCAGACAUGGAAUUUGGCCGACGAAUGGCUGUAGAACGUGAGUUGGAAAAGGUGGAUGCUGUAAGAUUAAUUAAUAUUGUUUUUGAUGAAACCGGACACUUCGUGCUAUAUGGAACAAUGCUGGGCAUUAAAGUUAUAAAUAUAGAAACAAAUCGGUGUGUGCGGAUCUUAGGCAAGCAAGAAAAUAUUAGAGUGAUGCAACUGGCUUUGUUUCAGGGAAUAGCAAAAAAGCACCGAGCUGCAACAACUAUAGAAAUGAAAGCCUCUGAAAACCCCGUUCUUCAGAAUGUUCAAGCUGACCCAACAAUAGUCUGUACAUCUUUCAAAAAGAAUCGAUUUUAUAUGUUUACCAAAAGAGAACCAGAAGAUACAAAAAGUGCAGAUUCUGACCGAGAUGUUUUUAAUGAGAAGCCUUCUAAAGAAGAAGUCAUGGCAGCUACUCAAGCUGAAGGACCAAAACGAGUUUCAGAUAGUGCCAUUGUCCACACAAGCAUGGGAGACAUUCACAUCAAACUUUUUCCUCUUGAGUGUCCCAAGACAGUGGAAAACUUUUGUGUUCACAGCAGAAAUGGUUAUUACAAUGGGCACACAUUUCACCGUAUCAUUAAGGGCUUCAUGAUUCAGACAGGAGAUCCAACAGGUACUGGUAUGGGAGGAGAAAGCAUAUGGGGAGGAGAGUUUGAAGAUGAAUUUCACUCAACAUUACGACAUGACAGACCGUACACACUAAGCAUGGCCAAUGCUGGAUCAAAUACUAAUGGAUCCCAGUUUUUUAUAACAGUAGUACCGACGCCCUGGCUUGAUAAUAAGCACACUGUGUUUGGACGAGUGACUAAAGGAAUGGAGGUUGUGCAGAGGAUUUCCAAUGUUAAAGUCAAUCCAAAAACAGAUAAGCCUUAUGAGGAUGUCAGCAUCAUCAAUAUCACUGUCAAAUAAAAGGGACGUAACACGA